CAAUGUCUACCAUUUGAAUACCAGAGAAGAAGACUAACGACGUGACCAAACUUCCGUGUUUGGUUCUGUGGUUUGGUUUGAUCCCCAUGAUUAUGAUUAAUCCGUUUUCGAUAUGUUAAAGAAAGAUCUACUGCUAACUAUUAGAAUUGCAAGCACUCGCGUUCAGUUGAGCCUCUGAUUAUUUACGAUUUUCGUCCUUUGUAUCGUUACUUACGCGCCUUAAGGUUUAUUUGCGGUCGAAUUUUUUUGGGGUUGUAUUUUAAAAUUUUAUAUAAUCGAAUUCUGCUUUAUGUAUGCCACCGGUGGGGUUUGGUGCCAACUUGGCACCACCAAAGUGUCGCUAAGUUUGGAAACCUUAAAGGCCAGCCAGGAAAGUAAGAAACCUGUAAAGCAGGGCACCGUCCCUGAAGGCGUUAAGAAGAAGGUUUUGAAGAAAGUAGGAUCGACCAGUACCAGUUUCAUUGGUCCCGCAUGUCGCCCGGGAAAGAACGCAUGUCGCCCGGCUAAGACCGCAAGUCACCCGCCGAAGACCGCAAGUCACCCGCCGAAGACCGCAAGUCACCCGCCGAAGACCGCAAGUCACCCGGCUAAGACCGCGUCUCGCCCGUCUAAGACCAAGCCCAAGGGGAAGGACAUUGAAGACAGCUUGAAUGACUUCUACCAGGAACUGGAGUCUUUGGACUCACCGGACGCUGCUCCGCGUCCCCCGAACAAACAGGCAUCGAACCAGGACAGACGCAACAGAAGAGAGCCGCCAAAUACAAACCAGAAGAGAAGUUUCGAUUCCUUCCAGUAUUCAGGCAACGAUCCUAAUCGCCAGCAACAACACUGGCAGCCGGAUGGCCCGUACAACCACGACAACAAGCGACAACGACCCAGUGAGGAUGACUUCUGGCGGCCACAUCAUCCCCAGAUGAUGGGUUUUCCGAGACCGCCCCAACGAUUCCAACCUCCUCACCCCCGCUUCUCUGGGCCAUUCCCAGGCCCUCCACCAGGACACUUUGUGCCCCAUUGGAACCCCUAUGCCCAUCCACAGGACUCCCACUUCCAACAAGACCAAUUCCUCCCACCCGGCGUGUGUCGUGAUCCGCAUCCUCCGGGCUGUCGACCCAGUCCUCCACCCCAUCCGGGUGAUGGCCUUUGGGGGGGAGGCAGCGGAGAGCCUGCCUGGCCGCAGAGUUCUGCAGCAGAAACCAAACUGGUCAAUUCGCAACAAGAGGACUACUCCACCAAAGACCCCGACUCUUCAUCAUCAUCAUCAUCGUCCUCGUCAUUGUCACUGAUCUUGAUGCGUGGUUUACCGGGAUCUGGUAAAUCAACGUUUGCUCGGGAGCUGGCGUGUACUGGGCCCACUGGGGUGAUUCUCAGUACUGAUGACUACUUCGCCAACCAGGACGGCUACACGUAUGACCCGAGUCUGCUGCCCAUAGCUCAUCAAUGGAACCAGAAUCGAGCGGAUGAAGCUAUGCUGAAGGGUUGUUCCCCGCUGAUCAUCGACAACACCAACCUGCAGCCAUGGGAGAUGAAGCCCUACGUCGCCAUGGCCCUGGAGCGAGGGUACAGAGUCUUCUUCCAGGAACCCAACACUCAGUGGAAGUUCGAUCCCGUUGAGUUGGAGAAGCGGACCAAGCAUGGCGUCCCACAGCAGAAGAUCGCCCAGAUGUUGGAGCGCUUCUGUUUCCCCGUCUCCGUGGAGACCGUCAUGACGUCGCAAGAGCCACCGCACACCAGCGCCCCGACGCAACACCAACAAAGAAGACCUUAACCAAUGUUUAUUUUAAAUUUUCUAUUCAACGUUGGUUAUCAGAUCAGUAAAUACAUUUUUACAGGGUUGCUCAGGGUUGCCAUGGGAUCGAAACGACUAUUUUUUACAUUGAGUGUUUUAAAGAUUUAGUUUAGAUUUGCCCUCUUCGGUCUGCGUUGUUUUAGAUAAUAAACUUUCUUAACCUUUAAAGGUGUACUGUGUUUAGUGGCAUCUAGCGCAACGGAAUCGACAGAAAUGGAAUAUUCAUAAGUAUGAUUAAAAUAGUGUAUAACCCCAUGGAAAGAACAAUCUUGUAUUCAAUGCUUUAUAAUUAGCCCUCUGUAUCUACAUUGGUAGCAGGUCAGAGCCCGCCAUGUUUCACCGCUAUGUUUUUACAAAAGCCCAGAGUAGACCAAUUACCCUAGAUAGGACGCGUCUUAAAUGUUAAUCAUAUUCUCUUUAUAACUUGUAAGCUAUGACCUAUAGUUUAACAGACUUAAAACCUUAUAAAUAUCAAGUAACCCCUACUUGACACUUGCAACUCUGUUGUAGACGAUCACGUCAUUUUGGAAAUACCUGCUCAACCCUUUCGGCCAGCGUUGCAUUUCCUCUAUUGUCAUGGGGGUGGGGGGUUGAUUGCAAUCUGCAUCCUCGCCGCUAGAUGGCACUAAAUCUUACACAUUGUACCUUUUUAAAAAUAUGAAAACGGAAAACACUUUUUUUCUAUUCAAUUCUUCCAUUUUCCAAACCAGGCUGCGUCAACCCACAAGAGAGUAGUGGCAGCUGUUGGCUACAAGACAAUUUAAAUGUUGGAUGUUUUUAAUCCAGAACAGUCAAUUGCAUGGGUCAUACUCUGCUGCUUUCGUAUGUUUAUGCUACAUUCAAUGGAUCAUGGUUGAUCAUUCAAACUAAUUGCUGUAUGAAAUGUUUUCUAGAAAUGGGAAAUCUUUAUUUUUAUUUAAUCACUUUUAGUAUUUUGGGGUUUUCUGUCUAAACAAAAUAAUAUAGAUACUAUGUGCAUAUAUGGUUGACCUUCGACCACGGCAAGGCCAAAAUUUCAGCGUCCUGUCUUCUUUGUGUAACGUUUGGUGGUUCUGCCGUUCAACACCCCGCUGACGUCCACAGCGUUCAUGCAACCUUGAGAGAGAUGCCCUAACCCUUAUCUGCUUCUCAAUUAAUGUUUCUUUAAAAUAUUCAUUAGCUUUGGAUAAAAGAGUUUCCUAACUGACAAAAUGUGUCCUUACUGC
Molecule: messenger RNA, 2991 nt
Organism: Gadus chalcogrammus (walleye pollock)
Lineage: Eukaryota; Metazoa; Chordata; Actinopteri; Gadiformes; Gadidae
Gene: n4bp2l2
Product: NEDD4 binding protein 2-like 2
Exons: 5
Coding region: 290-1765 (491 amino acids)
Source: RefSeq, a predicted model, not a curated record